Molecule: messenger RNA, 1216 nt
Organism: Halteromyces radiatus
Lineage: Eukaryota; Fungi; Mucoromycota; Mucoromycetes; Mucorales; Cunninghamellaceae
Product: putative phosphatase regulatory subunit-domain-containing protein
Exons: 1
Coding region: 117-1085 (322 amino acids)
Biological process (GO): regulation of glycogen biosynthetic process
Cellular component (GO): protein phosphatase type 1 complex
Molecular function (GO): protein phosphatase 1 binding; glycogen binding
Source: RefSeq, a predicted model, not a curated record
CUUUCUUUUCCCUUUUUUUCAUUUUUUUUAUAUAUCUCAUUCCUUUAUACAUAUAUAUAUAUAUUAAAUAGUUCUUUUAUAUAUCAAUACAUACUAUUUUUAUAUAUAUAUUAUAAAUGUUAACUCAACAUCAACCAAAACGUCGAGUUUCUAUCAAUAAUCGAUAUGGAAAUCAAAGAAGACCUCUACCUUCACCAUCACCACUUAUCAACAAUGAACAAAAAAAGAAAACUGUACGAUUUUGUUCAGAUGAUGCUUUAGAACAAGUUCGAUUAUUCAUCAAGACACAAACACCAUUGGCAGUACGAAAAGGUGAUCCUCCUCUAUUAACUCAACAAGUACGUUAUGAUAUUCAAUAUCCUGGUUGGCCUUCCAAAUGGACUUUAUAUAAAUCUUUAUCACAAUCGGCAAUUCGGAUGGAAAGUGUACAAUUGAUGGAUCAUCCACAUCAUGGUUUGACAAAAGUAUUAUUUGGGCGAUGUCGUGUAUCCAAUUUAGCCUAUGAAAAACAGGUCAUCAUACGUUAUUCUUUUGAUUAUUGGCAAACUUAUCAAGAAAUCAAUGCUAUUUAUCGUGAACCUAUUGCAAGUACUAGCAAUACAUGGGAUAGAUUUACCUUUGAAAUUGGUUUUCCAUCAACAUCAACAACAAUGACUUGUUGGAUUGCUUUACGGUAUAAUGUCAAUGGUCAAGAAUUUUGGGAUAAUAAUGAUGGCAAGAAUUAUCAAGUGGAUAUCUUACGUACCAAUCUUGUCUCUUCACCUCCUACUACACCUCCUUUGGAACUAAGUGACAAUGAUGAUGAUGACGAAGAAGAGGAUGAUCCUUUCUUAGAUCAACCCAACAACAACAAGAAUACUUCUCCUUUGCAAGCUUUGGAUCAAUUGAAACUUCGUUAUAAUUUUUCAAAUGCUCGAUAUCAACCUACCAAUACAUUAUCAACCAUGAUGAAUAACAAUACAACAACAACUCAUCCAUACCAUCAGCAUACUUUACCUACUUCUCUUCAUGUCGGUUAUCAAGAUUUUAUUUCAAAAUACUGUUUUUACAACUCAUCCCCUCCUUCUUCCAUCGUUCAAAAUUAGUUUAUACUUCCUCUCUUGUAUUUUGUUCAUUCUGUAUAUAAAUGUCGUCUUCUGUCUUAUUCUCUCACAACCAUCCACAUUCAAAAUCAAAAAAGUUUGUUUAAUAAAAAAAAAAUGUUUUACUAUCAUGA